Rhizophagus irregularis DAOM 181602=DAOM 197198 is the source of this 1602-nucleotide messenger RNA. The record is from RefSeq and is a predicted model, not a curated record. NCBI's taxonomy places the organism in Eukaryota, Fungi, Glomeromycota, Glomeromycetes, Glomerales, Glomeraceae.
GUGAACAACAGUAUAAGUGUUCCUCUUGAAAAGGAAAAAAGAUUACAUAAGUGUUUUGUCCCCCUGUUAAUAUCAUACCAAAUAUUAAGCAACAGUACUCUACUUAAACAGAAUCACUACAAAAGAUAACUCAUGAACAGGAAUGUUUAGUCAGUUGGACAGAGCGUAAAUUCAUACAAAAAGCCAUCAGUCCUUCAGCCAUCAAUUACCAAUAACAAAAAAAAAAAAAAAUUUUCGAAUAAUGUUACAACAAAUAAAAGCAAUUUUCUCAGCUCAUGUUUGUGAGGUUACAAGUUAUCUUAUGGUGAAAACAUCAGAUCGGAGUGAUUGAUGAUCAGUUACACAACUGAAACUAUCAUUUUGCAAUUUUGCCACGCGCAAUGUCUCAUAUAAAUUCUUCCGCAAACUCCGUUCGAUAGGUCUAUUUAAGACUUUUCGUUUUUUUUUCCUUUGACAUAUUAACAAACUCUAGGUUUCCAGGAUUGACAAAAUGGUAACUGAAAACGCUCCUGUUCUAGCUCCAAAAACAUUGGUUCAUAUUAAUGAUUUUAGGAAUCCACCUAUUCCAGAUAACAAUGGUUUGGAACAAGCAGUACGCAAUGUCCUCGAACAUUUAAGUUUAUGUUCCAAUGAAAAUAUAAGAAAUGCCUUUUUAAAUAAUAAAGUUAAAGAACUUAUUGAACAAGCUAGGAUAUAUAAUGAUCUGACAGUUGAUAGUAUCAAAGAUAGUAGAAUCAUGGCUGCAUAUGCGUCAGAUUUUAAGGAGUAUGUUGAAAUAUUACGGGAAGAAGAUGUUUCGGGAACGGAUUUUAUUGAAGCCAUGAAAUCUCAAUAUCAGGCUGCGAUAUCUAAUAAAAAUAGCUCAGCCAAAUUGACAAAAAGUUAUUGUGAUAUCUUAGCUAUAAUCAAAAAUGUUUGUAAUGAUCUUGAAGAGUUUAAUCGUUCUAAUAGCAUAGAAAAAGAAUUAGAAAAAGAUGCAGAAGAUGCUAGAAAAGAAUCAACUAAUCAUAUGUUCGCAGCAAUCGGUACGGGAGUUGGAACAGGACUAGCCAUCGCUGCAGCACCAUUCACAGGGGGAGCUUCUUUGGCUGUUAUUGGAGCUCUGGGAGUCAGUUCAGCUGGUGCAAUGAUUGGAACGUCCAUAACAAGUGUUCAAUUUGGGCUUGUAACAAUGGUAGAUAAAUUCAGUUCUUUUGAUGAAUUUUUCCAAAAAGAAGCUGAAGAUAUCAACAAAAUUAUUGAAAAGUACGAACAUGAUGUUCAGAAUAUCACUUUUCGAAUGUCUCGAAUGAAAAGUACCGCAAUGAAAAAACAAUGGUCUCGAAUACAACAAUUGUUUGAGUCUUAUAUAGAUUCAGUAAAACCUUUAUUAAGUGAGAGACGUAACUCAAAUGUUGGUGCGAGUAACGGGGAAGUAAUCUUUGAAUAUAAAUAAUUACAUCUUUCUUUGACACAGAAAAUAUAAAUUAUGAUAUUAGUAGAUAUAAAAUAUGAACAAUUGUAUGUAGAUCUAUCUAAGAUUUUGUUUUUAUUUAUUUAUUUAUUUUUUUAAAAAAAUUUGUAAAUUAUAUGUGUAUCCUUGAGGCUUUGAUAAUAAAAAAU